AUGGUCACCAAAUGUAUCUCCAAGACUAAUGAUGCGAUGGCAGAAAUGAAAUCAUCAAUCGAUAUUACAGCAAAUUGUGUUGUCAUUGUGGUUAUAUUCUCCCUCUUGGAAAAAGGAGCACCAAGAGAUGUACUGAUGCAUCCAUUUCUACCGAAUUUUUGUGGAAUGACUAUGAGACGUGCCAAUGAGAUGAUCCAACAAAUUCAAAUAGCAAGAAGCAUUUCGUCAGCAUCAAGUCGUUCUAAUAGUAGUCGAGAGCUAAAUGUUGGUACUGAGGAAAUCCGUAAUCAAUAUGGUCAAACACCAGUUAUAACUUUACUUCAAUCACAAGGAAUGACUCCUGCACAGCAAAAGCAAAUGGCCUCUUCAUCUAAUCCCGUUGUUCCAUCCGAUAGUUCUUUUAUUAAGCAUACCCGUGAUGAUGAAGAUAAGAUAUUUGACGCGAUCUUGGAAGAUGAAAUUCUUUAUCCUGUAAAUAUAUCUAGGGUUUCUGUUUCAAUAUUGCAGAAGUUUUCUCCAACUGAUACUUUAAAUUUCAAUGAAGAAUUCACGAAAGAACGACCUCCCGUUAACAGUCAUUUAAACACAGAUAACCAAGAUGAAUUCCGUGGAUUUUCAUAUGUUUCUGAUUGA
Molecule: messenger RNA, 633 nt
Organism: Diversispora eburnea
Lineage: Eukaryota; Fungi; Glomeromycota; Glomeromycetes; Diversisporales; Diversisporaceae
Source: the annotation of a GenBank genome assembly